AUGUCAGAACUCUCUCAACAAGGUGAUCAAUAUAGUGGUAAUUUAUCUACUACUACAACUCUGAACAGUCAAGAUGAAGACACAUCAUCAAAUGGAAUAAAACUGCUAGUUGAGUUAUUAAAUUUAACAUGUUGCAGAUUUCCGUCAAUGUACCUUGCAAGACAGGAAUUAAAUCAAGCCUUUUUACUUUCACAAUUCAUAUCCGAUGAUGAUCAAGAAAUAAUUCUCGAUGAAGAAUACAUUAAAAAGAUUGGACAAAUUUUGACCUAUACAAUCACUAGAGUUUUCAAGGAAAAGAAAUGUUUUCACAAAAAGGAUAUUCCUACCAUUUGGAUAGAAGCAAGGAAAUUAUUCACUGAUUAUUGUCAAAUUGAUCAGUGUGAUGAUAACUCUGAUUUCCGAACAAGAAUUUUAGAAAUAUUAAAUGAUGGUGAUAGAAUGGAUAAAUUAUUUGAAAUUUGUAAAGUUUCCAAUAUUGAUUGUUUGUGGAAAUUAUAUUGUGAGGAAUUAUGGUGGAGAUUGUAUGAAUUUGUUGAUUUUGAAACAUUUAGUUCAAUUCCAACAAAGAAGAAGGAAUUUCCAGGAGUUGAAAAGUAUGUCAAACAAAAACUUGCUACACAACAAUUAUUACAACAGGACUUAGAAAAUCAACAACAACAAAAUCAACAACAGGAAAAUCCUCAACCUGUUCCAUUGAAUCUUGUUCAACAAGAAGAGGGAUUGAAUUCAACUGAUCAACAACAACAACCUUUAGAAUCGGAUAACAUUUCUAUUGAUUCUUCAUCAACAACGGAUUCGACAGUGGGAGAAAAGAAGAGCAAGAAGGAAUUGAAACGAAUCAGAAACAAACUAUUGAAAGAAGCAAAGAAACAAAAGAAACCUCCAACUGAUGAUUCAGCACUUUCCACAAUAUCUGAGGAGGUUUUUGUAAAGAGGGGUGGAUUUUUCAUGAACAAGGCAUGUCUUGACAAUGUGAGAUACUUUGUCUGGGGUUACUAUAAUGCAUUUGAACCAAAUUGGUACACAAAGGACAUUCUGGACUUGCAUUUCAAUGAGAAGAAACAUGAAAAUCCAUAUGGAAGAUUUAAGAAUAUUAUUCUUCUUGAUUUGGAUAAUGUGGGCCAGUCAAUCUUUUUACUCAAGGAGAGGAACUUUGAUUAUGGAAAGGAUUGUCUUUUAAUAGGUGUAGCAGGUCCAAAAUAUUCAACUUCUAUCAAGGUGAGUGAGGAGGUACUUCGUGAACGUGGUUCCAGUCUACACUUUGUAAAGAUCAGAUUGUCGGAACAGAAUUUGAGUGGAAUGAAUUCAUUUGAAAAGUAUUUAUUUGAUUUUUAUGAUAAGGGAUACUUUAAAAAGUUCAAGGAUGCUGCUGAUUAUUUACUAGGAGCCAUUGCUGGUGCAUUACAUCGUAUCACAGAUUUACACACUAGGAUUUUCAUUGUUUCCAAAGAUGACGGUUUGAGACACAUUCAAAAAAGUUUAAUCACUCGUGGAAGAGCUUCACAUUUGGUAACUUCUCAAGAAUCUCUCAUGUACACACUUGAUAAUUAUUUAUUCACACCAUCAGAACAGUGGAAUAGGCUGACUGAUCUUGCCAAACCAACCCUUACCAAGUUUGAACAAUUGAAUUUUGACGAAUUGACAAAAUCCAUUGAACCGAGAACAGUAGAUUAUAAACAAAGGUUGAACAAUAUAGAUAUUCAACAAUUGAGCGAUUCAAUUGUGAGUGAGGAGGAAAAGAUUAGAGUCUACUCAUCAACCACUGGUGUUGUUUUUGGUAGAGAAAUUCACGAAAAAAUCAUGGGAGAUUACAUUUAUGAUUACUAUUCAAAUGUUAAAGAUAGACAAGUCUAUUUGGAAAAUAUUAGAAUCAAGGGAAGAAGAUUCUCAUAUCAGGGUUGGGAAGGAAUUGUAAAGAGUUUAGCCCUUCCUCAUGUAAAUAUUACAUACUUGCAAGAAAUUGAUAUCAGAGGUUGUAGAAUUGAAGAUAAGGGAGCCAUAGAAUUGUUCCAAAUAUUGGAGUCAUGUUCUAACUUGACUCUGAUUGACGUUGGGGCUUGUUUCCUGACUGAUAAAUCUGCUCCAGCCAUUGCCAAGUAUUUGCUGAGUGAAAAGUGCAUUCUCCAAACUUUGGAUUUACGUUGGAAUUCUAUUGGUGCUAAAGGUGCCAAAAUCAUUAUUGACACUUUGGAACAUAACAAGUCCUUGACUUCAAUCUCCUUCCGUUUGAAUCCUAUCCAAAGUGUGGGCGCAAAUUAUGUUAUAAGAAAAUCUCUUGAAUGCUCAGCAGGUGAAAGAUAUGGAUUCAGUAUUGAUUGUAGACAGACCUCAAAAUCCGAUGAUUUAGGAUUUGUUUUUAGUGACAUGAUAGAGAGUGUUCAAAAUGCUAAAAGAGCAGAGUUUCCUGUUCCGUUUUCUCUUGAUUUGAGCAGUGUAGAAAUGUACCCUGAAGGUACCAUUCACUUGUCUAACUUUUUAUAUCAAGUCUCAGAGAUACCAAUCAAGAACAGACCUUUUGAAAUUACCAAACUAGCUCUCGACUAUAAUAAUUUAGGAGAUUUGGGUGUAGAAUACUUGUCUAGAGGUUUAAUGAAUUCAAGCUCUAUUCUCAUUCUUACAAUUGGUAGAAAUUUAAUUACUGAGAAAGGAGCCAUCUGUCUGGCACAAGUUCUAAAGAAGAAUCAAACACUAACUUAUUUGGACUUGCAAAAGAACAAGGUUGGAGAGUUGGGAGGCUUUUCUCUUGCUGAGGCAUUGAGAACUAAUCAAACCUUGACCUAUCUUAAUUUAAAGUCAAAUUACAUUGGUGAUUUGGGAGCUUUGGCAUUUGCAAACGCCUUCUCACCAACUGAUCAAAUAUUUAAGAAUACUAAUGAACCAACAUUGGAAAGAAAUGUUGGUGAAUUCAAUGACACUCUCAUAAAUUUGGACUUGACAAACAAUAGAAUAACCUAUCUCAGUGCUCGCCACUUGAUGAAAUCCAUUGAGAGAAAUACAAGCUUAUCCAGAUUGAAUAUGAGCAAUAAUCCUGAUAUGCUCUCCGAUUCAAUUGUUGAUUUGACAACUAAGUUGUAUGCAAGAGACACAAGUGAAUAUCAAGAUUUAAAUUGUGGAUCGUGGUGGCUUGAAAUUAGUGAUUGCUCAUUGAAAGAUAAGGCAAUGGAGACAUUUGAAAAGUUCACAAAGAAACCAAUAUCGCAUUUCCUUAUUAGCGGUAAUGUUCUUGGAGAUUUUGAUUACUGUGAAGAGAUGAGAAGCGUUAUUUCCACUUUUUAUCCACAUUCUAACUUAUUCAAUGCCAACACUUCCCUAGUUUCAUUGAAUUGUGUGUUUGAAAAUUUAUUACAGAGUUUAAUUUGUGUAGAUUUGAGAAAUUGUUCAUUGGGUGAUGAUGAUUUAUCAUUAUUAUUCAGUGACAAUUCAAUUCUAUUGGACAAGAUAGGAAAUAGAAAACCUUCGAAUAUUUAUCAUUUGAACUUAUCAGGAAAUCACUUUACUCCAAGAUCUGGUGUUUAUUUACGCAAAUUAUUAGAGUAUAAUACAUCCAUUACAUGCCUAGUUUUGAAUUAUAACAAGGUGGGUGAUUUAGGUUUGAAGGAAGUAGUAGAUUCACUCUAUGAGAAUAACCAUACUCUGACUUCACUCUCCAUUAGAAAUAAUGACAUUACAGAUGCUGGUGUAUUAUUUUUGUCAGAGUAUAUGAAAAAGAUGAAAGAUAAUGCAGUAUUGGGAUUUAUUGAUUUGGAAUCUAAUAUGAUUACUGAUAAAGGAGCAGAAUACUUGGGAGAAGGUAUUUCAACAGAAAACUAUGAUGCUAUUCACUUUAUUACUCUUGAAAGAAACAACCUAACAAGUACAGGUAAUGCUCACAUUUUGCAAAUGGCCUCAAGAAAAGUAACCUCAGAUAUCAACUCUGGCAUUAUUCAAACUAUUCAUUUGGCUCUGUAA
Molecule: messenger RNA, 3948 nt
Organism: Naegleria gruberi
Lineage: Eukaryota; Heterolobosea; Eutetramitea; Acrasida; Naegleriidae
Exons: 1
Coding region: 1-3948 (1315 amino acids)
Biological process (GO): nucleocytoplasmic transport; activation of GTPase activity
Cellular component (GO): cytosol; perinuclear region of cytoplasm; nucleus
Molecular function (GO): small GTPase binding; GTPase activator activity
Source: RefSeq, a predicted model, not a curated record